AUGGGAUGUGAGCGUCGCCAUGGCAGCGUUCCACCCCGGCCAGUGAUGGUAUUGCUGGCUGGGCUGUGUGGCUCGAUGCAGUUGUCCAGUGCGGCUUUUAUACUCAAGCUGGUGCCAGUCAUGACCACGUGCCCGCGGCCUCCCGGCCUGACGUCGCCUAAUGUGGCCUUGCAUGCUCGUGGUGGCGGAAGAUCUGUGUCCUGCGAGGAUGUGAAGAAGAGCAUCAUGAAGCGACGGGCCGUUCUGGACAAGGACCUGAGGAAUCUCGAGAAGUAUGACAAGAUAGACAAGGGCCAUGCGAGGGAGCUUGACACAAAGACGAAAGGAUUGGAAACAGAUCUUGCUCGAUGGGAUAGAUUGGGAUGCGGUCCCGACGAUGAUGUGGACAAGGUUCUGACAGAAAUCGCAGAGGCCAAAGAGGUGUUGGACCAGAAGAGGGAGUGA
Molecule: messenger RNA, 444 nt
Organism: Effrenium voratum
Lineage: Eukaryota; Dinophyceae; Suessiales; Symbiodiniaceae
Source: the annotation of a GenBank genome assembly